AUGAACUUGCCACAGCUGCAGUAUAAUGGCACUCUCACCUUCGCUUGCCAGCGGGAAACACUAACCGGAAGAAAGGAAAAAGGAGACCCAUUAAAUUCAGCUAUUGACAAGAUGACCAAGAAGACCCGUGAUCUUCGCAGACAGCUAAGGAAGGCUGUUAUGGACCACAUAUCUGACUCUUUCCUGGAGACAAACGUGCCUCUGCUGGUGCUGAUAGAGGCGGCCAAGAGCGGUAACGAGAAAGAGGUUAAGGAGUAUGCGCAGGUCUUCCGCGAGCACGCCAACAAGCUGGUGGAGGUUGCCAACCUCGCCUGUUCCAUCUCCAACAACGAGGAGGGUGUGAAGUUAGUGCGCAUGGCUGCUACACAGAUCGAUAGCCUGUGUCCUCAGGUAAUCAAUGCCGCCCUGACCUUGGCCGCACGCCCACAAAGCAAGGUGGCUCAGGACAACAUGGAUGUUUUCAAGGACCAGUGGGAGAAGCAAGUACGCAUCCUGACCGAGGCCGUUGAUGACAUCACUUCUGUGGAUGACUUCUUGUCUGUUUCAGAGAACCACAUUCUGGAAGAUGUGAAUAAGUGUGUGAUCGCCCUGCAGGAGGGGGAUGUGGACACCCUGGACAGGACAGCAGGAGCAAUCCGGGGCCGAGCCGCUCGUGUGGUACACAUUAUUAACGCUGAGAUGGAGAACUAUGAACCUGGCGUCUACACGGAGCGUGUUCUUGAGUCCAUCAAGCUCCUCUCUGAGACAGUGAUGCCACGCUUUGCAGAGCAGGUUGAGGUCGCCAUCGAGGCUCUUAGCACCAGCCCCCCGCAGCCAUUUGAAGAGAACGAGUUCAUUGACGCCUCUCGUCUCGUUUACGACGGAGUGCGUGACAUCAGGAAAGCAGUCCUUAUGAUAAGAACUCCAGAAGAGUUGGAAGAUGAUUCUGACUUUGAACAAGAAGACUAUGACGCCCGUAGCCGCACCAGCGUCCAGACAGAAGAUGACCAACUUAUUGCUGGACAGAGCGCAAGGGCUAUCAUGGCUCAGCUGCCUCAGGAAGAGAAGGCCAAGAUUGCCGAACAGGUGGAGAGCUUCAGGCAGGAAAAGAGCAAGCUGGACGCAGAGGUCGCCAAGUGGGACGACAACGGAAAUGACAUCAUCGUGCUGGCCAAACAGAUGUGUAUGAUCAUGAUGGAGAUGACUGACUUCACUAGAGGCAAAGGCCCUCUGAAGAAUUCCUCUGAUGUGAUCAAUGCUGCAAAGAAAAUCGCGGAAGCCGGAUCCAGAAUGGACAAGCUUGCCCGUGCCGUGGCUGACCAGUGCCCAGACUCAGCCUGUAAGCAGGACUUAUUGGCGUACCUCCAGAGAAUCGCCCUCUACUGCCACCAGCUCAACAUCUGCAGCAAGGUCAAGGCUGAGGUUCAGAACCUGGGAGGAGAACUCAUUGUUUCAGGGCUGGACAGCGCUACAUCCCUCAUCCAGGCGGCCAAGAACUUGAUGAAUGCCGUGGUCCUCACAGUCAAGGCCUCCUACGUGGCUUCCACCAAGUACCAGAAGGUGUACGGCACGGCGGCGGUCAAUUCCCCGGUGGUGUCCUGGCGCAUGAAGGCCCCGGAGAAGAAACCCCUGGUGAAGAGAGAGAAACCAGAGGAGUGCCAGACCCGUGUCAGGCGAGGCUCGCAGAAGAAACACAUAUCCCCCGUCCAAUCUGCUUAA
Messenger RNA from Sinocyclocheilus grahami, 1698 nucleotides. Its product is annotated as catenin alpha-2. Bases 1 to 1698 code for a protein of 565 amino acids. The transcript is spliced from 13 exons. Gene Ontology annotation, molecular function: cadherin binding; beta-catenin binding; actin filament binding. NCBI's taxonomy places the organism in Eukaryota, Metazoa, Chordata, Actinopteri, Cypriniformes, Cyprinidae. Gene Ontology annotation, biological process: cell migration; cell-cell adhesion. Gene Ontology annotation, cellular component: adherens junction; catenin complex. The record is from RefSeq and is a predicted model, not a curated record.